AUGUCGCACGGGUCUCUCUCUCACGAGGAUUACACCGUGGGAUGGAUCUGUGCCCUUCCGGUGGAGCUAGCUGCAGCGAAAGUGAUGCUGGAUCAGAUACAUCCUCCCCUACCAAAUGCCCCCACCGAUCGCAACACUUACGUCCUGGGAACGAUAUCGGGUCAUAAUGUGGUGGUCGCCGGGUUGUCUGCGGGUGUUAUCGGCCCCGUGUCUGCAGCAGUCGUGGCCGAGCAAAUGGUCAGCACGUUCUGUAAUAUUCGAUUCGGGCUUAUGGUCGGAAUCGGUGGCGGCAUCCCCAACUCGGAAGUUGAUAUCCGACUGGGUGACGUCGUGGUCAGCAUACCGACUCGGGAGUUUGGCGGUGUUGUUCAGUAUGACCAUGGAAAAUUGGUCGACGGCCGCACAGAACGGACUGGGUCUCUCAAUCAGCCCCCCCAGGUGUUGUUGACGGCUAUUGCUCAGCUGCAAGCAGAUCAUCUGAUUCAGGAUAGUUUGACGGCAGCUAUCAUAUCUCAGGUCCUUGAAGAACGUCCGCAAAUGAGAAGAAAUUUUGCCUAUCCGGGGGGUGAAGAAGACCGUUUAUUCCAUGCGACGUACAAGCACGCGCAGCGUGGGGAGUCUUGUCGAGAUUCUUGCGAUUCAUCGCUUACAAUCCUACGGCCAUCGCGACAGACAGAGCAGCCGACGAUAUACUAUGGUCUCAUUGCGUCGGGAAACCAGGUCAUAAAAGACAGCAAUAUGCGGGACCAGAUUGGAAAAGACCUGGGAGCGUACUGCGUGGAAAUGGAAGCGGCAGGCCUGAUGAACAACUUCCCAUGUCUGAUAAUUCGAGGUAUCUGCGACUAUGCAGACUCGCAUAAAAACGACAAGUGGCAGGGAUAUGCUGCCGCUGUAGCCGCAGCCUACGCGAAGGAGCUUCUUUCGGUCACAUCUGUGAGCCAAACUGCGGCUAGCAGAAAGGCAGUCGAGAUUUUGCAAGCAGAGUUAUUCAAAAUCCCAUUUGAUACGAAGGGCGUCCCUAUGAUCGACGAAUUCAUUGGCCGAGAAACCGAGAUUGAGAAUAUUUGGAGCAUAAUACGUCCUGAUACUGAACCCAUGCGGAAAGUAGCAAUUCUGAACGGAAUGGGGGGGAUUGGCAAGACGCAACUGGCAAUUCACCUAGCUCGUGUGCACAAGGGAGACUUCACUGCAAUCUUUUGGAUUGACGGUUCAAAUAAACAAACUCUGAUCCGCUCGCUCGAAACCAUCUUCAGCAAGAUUCCAGCUUUACAGUACGAGCAGGCCAGUGAAUACAGUCAACAAUCUGGGUCAAGGAAUGAAUCCCAAAUGCGCGCAGAGAAGGUCUUGAGGUGGCUUUCAAUAGAGAAAAAUUCCAAAUGGCUGCUGAUCUUCGACAAUGUGGAUGAAUACAAUCCAGUGCCGAUAGGCCAAGAUGACAGUGGAGAUAUAUACGAUAUCGAACAGUAUUUCCCAUCUGCUGAUCAUGGUUCGAUAAUUAUCACUACUCGCCUGCAGCAGCUGGCUGAGCUAGGGAGAUCGUGUCCGCUCCUGGCCAUGCAUCUGCUGGAAUCGACAAUACUUCUGGCAAAAUCAUCUGGGUAUAAUACAGAGCCUCGCACCACUAUCAAUGACGACAUGGAGAAGCUGGCAAGCCGCUUGGAAGGACUGCCUCUCGCCAUAGUCAUUGCAGGCUCAUACAUCCGUUGCACAGGGAUUAGCCAUGCUAAAUAUCUUCAAUAUUAUGAGCAAGCGUGGAACGAAAUGCAAUCUGCCCGUGCAGCACGACCUCCACGUCAAUAUUCGAAUGGCAACUUGAUGACCACCUGGUGCAUUUCUUACUUCGAAGUGAAAAAGAGAAGCUCAUCCUCUGCACGAUUGUUUUUCCUUCUCUCUUACUUCUAUCACAAUGACAUUUGUCUGAUCCAGAAGAACCUCGAAAUCAAUAGCUAUUCGCUGCAUCCAGUCAUACAAGACUGGUGUCAGAAUGAACUCACCAAUAUUGAUCCAACAUUGACGGAUGAUGUUCAAAAAAACAAAACUUUUGUUAUGGCAUCCCUCGGUCAAACCAUACCUGAUAAACUUACGCCAGACUAUUGGGUUCAGCAGAAACGUGUACUACCUCAUGUCAAUCAUGUCAGGCCGAGAUUGGAAGCUUACCUAGGUGAUGGCCAACAUGAGAUCAUUCUAAUGUCUAUCUUUGAGUUCGGGGUUCUAUACGGAAAUGAAGAUGAUUGGGGUUGUGCCGAAAUGAUGUAUCGCCAGGCGUUUCACGGCUUGGAUGAGAUUUUCGGCCCUGACGAUAUAUACACCCUCCGCGCAAUGAACAAUCUCGGAUUGAGCCUGCAACAUCAAGAAAAGAUCGACGAAGCAGUAGAGAUCCUUUUGCAGACCUUGAAAAGAAAGGAAAGGGUUUUAGGAAGUGAUGACGAAUCAACACUGGAUACAGUAAGCAAUCUGGCAGGACUCUACGGCGUCCAGAACAAGACCCUUGAGGCGGAAAUGAUGUUUCGCCGAGCGCUCGAAACAAAGGAGAAUAUUCUUGGACCUACCCAUCCCUCUACUAUGCAGACGUUGCAGUCUUUCGCAUCAUUUUACGGUGAUCAUGAUAGGCUGGCUGAAGCAAAAGACAUGACUGAGAGGACCGUGAUGGGGUUCACGAAAGAAUUGGGACCAGAACAUAUAUCGACCCUGCAAGCUCGAUUCAAUCUCGCUGGUGUAUUUCUGAAACAAGGCAACUUGGAGGCCGUAGAACGAGAGCUCAGUCGCGCCCGAGACGGAUUUGAGAGAAACUUGGGUCCAGGGCAUGAGACUACACUAUAUGCGACUUUGCUACUAGCCCAGAAUGAUCGGUGUCAACACAAAACCGAGAAGGCUAAGUUGCUGCUCACCAGAAUGACUGCAAUAACUGAGCACACGAGCAAAAAAGCUGCCAUGAUAGCUCUCUGUUUGUCCAAUGAUCUUGCCAGAAUGUACCACAAUGAAGGCGAUUUUGACAGAGCAGAGGAGCUUUUCCAGUCAACAGCAUUAGAAUGGCAAAGGAUGUGCGGGUUGCGUGAUAGAUGUACUCUUCUUGCUCUAGAUGGACUCGCGGAUACUUAUCGCUCUAAAAACAAGAUUUGCGAGGCAGAAGCAAUUUGGACUCUCAUUGUAGAGGGUCCAUUGUGCAGUGGUGCUACCGAGUCGGAUACAUUGACACAUAUUGCACCAGACGCAUCCCCAAGACUACAUGCACUGAGGUCACUGGCAAGUGUGCGUCAAGAACAAGGGAGGCUACCCGAGGCCAAUCAAAUCCUCGAAGAAGCAUUAACAGUGGCCCUUGAGUCGUUUGAACCUUCCGAUCCAGUCAGUCAGGGAAUCAUCAAAGAUCUCCAUGCCGUUCGAUGCUUGUUAGGUCAUUCUGAGGAAGGAAACAUAGUGACAAAGGAUGAACAGUCGCAUCUGUUUCGUUUUCCUGUGGGCCCAUACACGGCUCGUCUCGCUACCGGAUGCAAUUACGUUCAAGUCCCCCCAUCACACAAACGAACAUCCUCCGAACUGUGUACAUCAUUUUAUAUGAUCUCUGCGCCAGCACCCGAUGACCUUGCCAUUGUCCAAUUCGAGAUAACCUGUCGCAGCGAAGGACAGCUGAACGACGGAUUGGAGGGGCCACGAACCUGGUUUGAAUGCUCUGUUCUGCGACCAUGGAGUGAAGAUGCGGACUUUGACAGUCUAUUGGAAACUGUGGACAUCAAGUCGUGCCCGGAGGACUUUGGAGAUGAUAUACAGGAGGCCGGCUGGUAUUUUGAGAAUAUUCCCGUGGCUUCAGGCGGUUCCGAGAAUCGAGAUGACGGUUCUGCGGAGAUCAGCUGUACUGUUGUAACAAAUGAAGCUUCAGAGGAAAAACAGGAGCAUAUGGUCAUAUGGUACCGCGAUACAGAUGAUCCCAAUGGUCGACGCGUUAUGCCCGUUCUUCAAGAAGGUGAUAUAAUUGUUUUAUGGGCACGAGCUCAGUAUCCGGGAUGGGUUCAUCAUGUGGAAAGGGCUCGAAUCAUCCUAUUCCACCUCCCAGAUCAGCCGGAUGAUUGGUGA
This is a messenger RNA of Aspergillus candidus, 4068 nucleotides long. RefSeq lists its product as uncharacterized. The record is from RefSeq and is a predicted model, not a curated record. NCBI's taxonomy places the organism in Eukaryota, Fungi, Ascomycota, Eurotiomycetes, Eurotiales, Aspergillaceae. The coding region runs from base 1 to 4068 and encodes 1355 amino acids. Gene Ontology annotation, biological process: nucleoside metabolic process. The transcript is spliced from 4 exons. Gene Ontology annotation, molecular function: catalytic activity; protein binding; ADP binding.